UAAUAUUCCACAAACUAUAAUCCAUUAAGAAAAAAAAAAAAGAGCUUUAACUUUUGGUAUUGGAAGCACAUCACACACAAAAACACAAAGUCUCUGUUUCACCUUUUAACCCAUUCAAGUAUCCCCUCCUUUAAUUUCAGUGCCCCUCAGGCUCUUACUUUUCCCAUUUAUCUAUCUAUCUCUCUUUCCUCCUCUGUUUCUUCGCCUUCUCUCAGCUUUUCAUCUUUAUCAGAAAGAGUUAAUGGAGCUGUGGACAGAAGCUAGAGCUCUAAAGGCAAGUCUAAGAGGAGAAGCUAUUAAGCAUCAGGUGAUUGUAUCGUCUGAGGAACUAAGCCGCACUUCUUCUGCUGAAGAUUUCUCCGUUGAAUAUUUCCUCGAUUUUUCAGAAGAAGUUCAAGAAGAAGAAGAACUCGUCUCUGUUACUUCUUCACAUGAAGAACAAGAUUCUUGUAUCUUUAGUUCACAGCCUAGUAUUUUUGAUCAACUUCCUUCUUUACCGGAUGAAGAUGUGGAAGAGCUUGAAUGGGUAUCUCGUGUUGUUGAUGAUAGUUCAUCACAAGAAGUCUCACUUCUCUUAACACAAACCCACAAAACCAAACCAAGCUUCUCAUCUCGAAUUCCGGUUAAACCAAGAACCAAACGGCCUCGGAACAGCAUAACCGGCGACCGGGUCUGGCCACUCGUUUCAACCAACCAACAUGCAGCAGGAGAGCAGCAGUGGAGGAAGAAGAAGAAACAAGAACCGGUCAUUGUGUUUCAAAGAAGAUGCAGCCAUUGUGGGACAAACACCACACCUCAGUGGAGAACCGGUCCGGACGGUCCAAAAACCUUAUGUAACGCAUGUGGAGUUCGGUUCAAGUCAGGUAGGCUAUGUCCGGAAUACAGACCGGCGGAUAGUCCAACGUUCUCCAAUGAGAUUCACUCAAAUCUUCAUAGGAAGGUUCUUGAAUUGAGAAAGAGUAAAGAGUUGGUUGAAGAGACAGGUGGAGGUAUUACUAAAUCAGACCAAGUCAAAUUUGGCAGCCAGGUGGUAGAGAAGACUUAGGUAAAAUGUAAACCUACUUUUUUUAGCAUUAUCUCUAGUGUUGUGUAAUUUAACAACUUGCUUCAUUACACUGGAAGUUGUUUUGGAAUUAGUCUAUAAAAAAAUGGGUUUCUCUAUAAAACACGAUUAUGUCAAAUUUUUAAUGAUGUGAGAGACCACCACCACUACUACUAAGAAUGAUUUUGGUCCAUGUAAGGUGUUAUAGACUUUUUGUAAGUAUGUGGCAAACUGUAAUAGCUAGUAUUUUAGUUAUAUUUUGCGUAUC
This is a messenger RNA of Eruca vesicaria subsp. sativa (arugula), 1310 nucleotides long. The record is from the annotation of a GenBank genome assembly. NCBI's taxonomy places the organism in Eukaryota, Viridiplantae, Streptophyta, Magnoliopsida, Brassicales, Brassicaceae.